AUGAAACAAAGCGGAUACAAGUUGUUAACUGCUAACCAUACAUAUUGGAUAUUGAUACAAAGUAUUGGAUGUUGGACUACUUGUUUUCACUUCAGGAAGUCUUUUUUAGCUAAGAACAAUAAUUUUUCUAACCUUGUGAUGUCUACCCAACAUCACAUGUAUGUGUAUGUUUGUCUGACAAAUAUCCAAUUAUUGAUAAUGUCUACAUGUAGUAAACUGUAUUCUAUACUAAAAUCGCCUGUAACAUUAAAGAUACCAUCAGUCAACUCUCAAGUUGAUCACAUGGUUCCUGCAAAGCGCUUGUAUACUGAAGACAACUUGUGGCAGUGUUGGGAAUGUGGAAAGUCGUAUGACAGUGGACCUCAUCUUUCAGACCAUCUCAAUGUUUGUAAAAAAGAGGACGAUAUCUGUGAACAGUUACCUGGUUGUCCAUUUUGUCCUCGCAUCAUAAAUCAACCAAAUGAUACUGCGUUUCAUAUCCAUUCCUUCAAUUCGCAUUUAAAUACAUUCCAUCCAGAUGUGAAAUCUUUUAUGUGUAGCUACUGUAUGGAUGUUAUUCAUUCCUGUAAAAUUGAAGAUUUAGUGUCUCAUGUGAUUCUAACGCAUAAAAUACCUUGGAGACCAUCACCAGCUUCCCUAGCACAUAUGCGUGAAAGUCAACUUCCUCAUCGAGUUGUUACUUGUUUGGGCUGUGGUUGGUGUACAUUUGUUCUACGGGCUAAUAAUGCAGCACAACCACCUACCUCUUUAGAAACUCACUUAAGUCGGUGUACAUAUAAUGGUGGUCAAGUUCAUUUAACACGUUUAUCAGAAGAAAUGUGUAUUUCUGCACUGGAAAAGUAUAAAGCUGUUCAAGAAGCCGAACGUAUUAGUGCAAAUUUUGCUCAAUCUUUUCCGCAUGUUCGAGGAUUUAGUAAUAAUUCUGGAUUGACUAGUUCACCAUUACGUUUUCAUCGAUAUUCUAGUAGUAAUACAGCUCGUGCAGCUAAUAUUGCAUCGAACACCACUUCUGACAGUAGUAAUACAAAUUGUCUAACUAAAUAUCAGAAUAACAAAUCAUUAUUGACAAAACAAAAAUCAAAACUUGAAACUAUUUUGGAGAAACCAAAUCUUCAGAAGGAGGCAUUUUUCGAUAUUCCACUAACUAUUCCACCACCGCCUCCAUCACGUAAUAAUAAUAAUAAUAAUAAUAGUCAUAAGAAAUCAACUCCUGGUCGUUUAUUUGUAUGCCCAUUGUGUGGAGAUAAUGCUUUGUCUAGUCUUCGAGAAAGAGAUGAACAUCUACAAUCUUCUCAUAAUGGUGAACUAGUUUUUCCUUGCCAGAUCUGUGGAAUGGCAUAUCCUCUUUAUAUUGCAUUACGUCGACAUGCUGCAUUUCAACAUGAUUCUGAUUUUGAUACAGUUAGAUAUGGUCCAUCUGAUUUAUUAGAUUGUGAACCAAUUGAAUGUCCAGAAUGUCAACUUGUUACUUUUCAAGAUUCACUUGUACUUACACUUCAUAUAAAUUUAGUUCAUAAAAAACUACAACAAAAUACAACAUUGAAUUCUACGAGUAAUUCACAGACAUUAACAACUACAGAUUUAAAGGUGAAACCAAAAUCUAAAAUUAACAAGACGAAAAUUGAUUCAAUUCAAAAAAAGACUGGUAAUAUACGUCGUCGAGAUACUACUUCUAAUCGUUCACGUGUUCAAUCAAAAAAUUCCAAGACAAAAUUGAAACUUUCUAUGAUUGGUGAACUUGAAAUUCAUAAUGAUCCUGGGAUACAUUCAAACAGUAUACAAACUAUUAGUGAAUUUGAGCGUACAAUAAGCAGUAUUAGUGGUGCUCCAGCUUCAGCAUGCUGUCGAUACUGUCGUAUGGAAGUUGAUAAUGCUAAAGAACUACGAUUACAUUUAGAACUAGAACAUUUGAAUCCGGACAUAGAUAUUGAACAACUUGGUUGUGGUCGAAUUGACUUAAUUGGACAUUUACGUACACUUCAUCAAGAUGAUUAUCUUCAAAAUAUUCUAAAAUGUCCUCUUGUCGAUAAGUUAGGGCAAGAUAAUAAUAAUAAUAAUAAUAAUAAUAAUAAUAAUAAUAAUAAUAAUAAUAAUAAUAAUAAUAAUAAUAAUGAAGAGACUGUUAGUCAUUAUUCUACAAAAUUGUGUAAAGCUCACUUCUCAUCACCUCGUCUACGUCAACUGCAUGUAUCUGUUACAACUAAUCCUAAUUUAUCAAAUCAUGGAUUCAAUUGUCCUAUUCUCUUCGAUGAUAAAGAAUCAUCUUGUGAUCAAAUGAAAAAGUUAAUUCUUCAUACUGAAAUUGUAGCUGAUCGAAGUGGUUUAAUGAUUUUAGCAUUUUGUUGCCCUAAUUGUUCACGUUUAUUUGUUGGAGAUGAUGUUCAUACUAGAUUUGAAUCUCAUCGUAGUUUAUGCGAAGCAAUUGAUAAUACAGAAGAGUUAAUACAUCAUAUUGAAUCAGAUCCUGGUGUGUCUAGCGCAGACAGUACUACUGAAGCUUCAGAGGUACGUUGUCCAAAUGUUGAAUCAUCUUUAGAAUUUUCUGAUACUGUUAAAACAUCCAAUGAAUGUCCUUGCGAAAGUUAA
Molecule: messenger RNA, 2586 nt
Organism: Heterobilharzia americana
Lineage: Eukaryota; Metazoa; Platyhelminthes; Trematoda; Strigeidida; Schistosomatidae
Source: the annotation of a GenBank genome assembly